Messenger RNA from Nerophis lumbriciformis (worm pipefish), 1317 nucleotides. The record is from RefSeq and is a predicted model, not a curated record. NCBI's taxonomy places the organism in Eukaryota, Metazoa, Chordata, Actinopteri, Syngnathiformes, Syngnathidae.
AUGGCGACAUCCCCACAUCGCUGGGGAUUCCUCCAACUCCUGCCCAGAAAGCUGCUCCUGAUUCUGGUCCUACUCCUGCCUCUGGCCCAGUACGCCCAGACGGCGCUGCAUUCCAGCUUCCGACGUCUGAGCGGUCGCGAGAAGAAAGAGAUGCAGAAGGAGAUCUUGUCCAUCCUGGGCCUGCCGGGCCGGCCCAGACCUCAUCCGCCGCUCCGGCCGCCCUCAUCGGCGCCGCUUUUCAUGCUGGACCUUUACCACGCCAUGGCGGCGGACGGCGACGACGACCCGAUCUCUGCCAACGACAUCGUCGGGCCCGGAGUGGUGCGGCUGAGGGGGGGUGGCGCCGGAGAGCGGAGGGCGGCUGUCCACCGCCCGGCGCUACCCACCCUCAGCACCCCGCCGCUCGGCACAGUUGUCAGCGAGGCCGACACAGUCAUGAGCUUCGUCAACCUUGUGGAGCAGGAACGGGACCUGAUGCAACCUCGGCCUUACUGGAAGGAGUUCCGCUUCGACCUGACGCCCCUGCCGCAGGGCGAGACGGUGACGGCCGCAGAGUUCCGCAUCUACAAGACGCUCACGCUGGGCCAGCGGGCUAACAGAACCCUUCACAUCUCAGUGUAUGAGAUCCAGAAGGACAACAGACACAGGGAGCCCGAAUUGGUUCUGCUGGACAUGCAGUCUGUGCCCGCAGGUCAAGAAGGUUGGUUAGCCUUCGAUGUGACCUCGGCCUCCAACCACUGGCUCCUACACCCUCGCAGCAAUUUGGGAAUCCGCCUCUACGUGGAAACCGAAGAAGAUCGCUCGCUGUCCGCCGCCUGGAUCGGGCUGGUGGGCCGCAGGGGUCCUCGUUCCAAGCAGCCUUUCAUGGUCACCUUCUUCCGGGAGAGCCAGAUCCCCUGCCGGCCCCCUCGCGCCGUCAAGACGCACCCCCGCAGGAAAAAGCCCAAAUACGACCUCCCAGUGCCCAGCAUUCACAAUCGAAGCCCCGUCAACAGCGGCGGUCAACCGUGCAAAAAACACGAACUCUACGUCAGCUUCAGUGACCUAGGAUGGAAGGACUGGGUUCUGGCCCCUACAGGCUACUCGGCGUACUACUGCGAUGGCGAGUGUUUCUAUCCACUGGGCGCCUGCAUGAACGCAACCAACCACGCUCUCAUCCAGCAAGUAGUGCACUUGCUGAAACCCAACGAGGUUCCUAAGGCGUGUUGCGCACCCACCAAGUUGAGCCCCAUCUCCGUGCUCUUCUACGACGACAACAACAAUGUCAUCCUCAAGAAGCAUCGCAACAUGGUGGUUAAAACAUGCGGUUGCCUAUGA